This is a messenger RNA of Raphanus sativus (radish), 1730 nucleotides long. RefSeq lists its product as uncharacterized. Gene Ontology annotation, cellular component: cytoplasmic stress granule. The transcript has 11 exons. Lineage: Eukaryota; Viridiplantae; Streptophyta; Magnoliopsida; Brassicales; Brassicaceae. Gene Ontology annotation, biological process: cytoplasmic stress granule assembly. The coding region runs from base 112 to 1515 and encodes 467 amino acids. Gene Ontology annotation, molecular function: RNA binding. The record is from RefSeq and is a predicted model, not a curated record.
AGAUCUCUCUUUGUUUCUGGUACGGUGGUGGUGUACAGAUAGAUUGUAGUUUUAACAGACUUUCAGAGAGAAGAUCAAACUUGAAUUUGCGUUUGAAGGCUCGAAAAGGAUAUGGGAUACGCAAGGAAAUCGGAAGACGACAACUCAAAGCUGUUGAUUGCGACUAUGUGCAUCAUCGGUUUGCAGGUUCACGUUCACGUCAAGGACGGUUCUGUGUUUUCCGGUUUAUUCUACACUGCUUCCGUCGAUAACGGCUUCGGCAUUGUUUUGAAGAAUGCGAGAAUGACUAAGAAGGGGAAGAGUAAAGCGAAUGUAGAAAGCGGAAGUGUGGUGGAGACACUUGUUAUUACGUCUUCCAAUAUUGUUCAGAUAGUUGCUGAGGGAGUUUCGCUUCCGUCAAAUGUUACAGGCAAUAAUGAGGGUGUGGGUGUUGUUGGAUCAGCUACGGAAACUUUACCUUGUGAGCCUCGCGUCUCUGCUACAAACAAGUCUAAAAGCAAUUGCUUUGAAGGAACGGGCAAAUAUAAUAGGAGACAGCUAGGAGGCAAGAUUUUGAACCCUAGUGAAAAAGUUCCUGAUGUUCAUCACCAGUUGGAUAAGGUUGAUAUCCAAAGCUCAAGUUCUAGCUUGGAUAGCAUGUCCGAACGAGUUAAACCAAUAGAAGAAGAUAAGUUGGUGCUGGAACCUUUAAGUAACGGUUUUCACGAUGCUGCUGAAAGGCUCUCUUCCCCUGACAGUUCAUCCUCACAAAGUACAACCGUUGAUGAAACCUCAGAGUUGUGUCAGGUCUUAGAGGCACCUCCUAACGAACCAGCACCUAUCCAGGCCGUCAAAAAGGCCAAGGAGUUCAAGUUGAAUCCAGCGGCAAAGAACUUUUCUCCAUCUUAUACAAAACGUCUUUCACCGGCUCCUACUGCUAUGCCUGACAUUGGAAAUAUUGCUUAUAUACCAAGCAACAAUCCCAUGCUACCUGUUCCUGAAGCUUUUUACCCAGAACUUGUGAACAACCAUUAUUUGCCCCAAACAUCUCCAUCUUCCAAGUUUGUACCAUAUGGUAAUUUGACUGCUGGAAAUGCUCUUGGUGUUCCUUUUCCUCAACACAUGAUAGGGCCUACUAUUAACAGGGAACACCCGCAGAGAUUCAAUUCUCCAUACCAAUCUGUUCAAGCAUCACCAAUGUUUGUAAACCCAAAUCCUCAGGUAAUUGCUGCGAGAUCAGGACAGCUAGUAUAUGUCCAACCAGUUUCUCAGAAUCUAGUUCAGGGAACACCGCCUCUUCCACCUAUGCUCUCCCGCCCUCUACCUCCCGCACAACAUGUCCAAUACCUGAAGCAUCAAGGUGUAGUUGCAGCUGGCCAGCCGCUGCAGCUAUGCGUUUCCCAACCGUUCACGCCGGGUGUACUGCAACCUUACAGCGUUCCUGUCCAAUAUCCGGUUAUGCAGCCUCCUUUCCCGACGAAUCAGCCAAUGCCAGUUGCUGUUCCUAAUGGCUUCUUUGGCAAUUUCCAUAAAUAGAGUUUUUUCCUGUUUUUGGUUCCAUACCUUUAUUCUUUGCCUCUCCAACCUAAUAAGGGUUUUUAAAAAGAUGCGUUCUGUGCUCUUUGUUUGAUUUUGGCUAUUACUGGUUUUUGAUUCAUUGGUUUGUCGAGUUGAAUUGGGUGAAAAACUGUAGAAUGUUAAUUAUAUCAUUCUUUGGCUAAACAAUAAAUCCAUACUUGGUGAGCUAAAUA